UUUUAUGUUAUCUUGUUUACUUUUUUUUGUAUAAACGAUGCUCAUCCGUUGCUGACCUUUUCAUAAAAUAAAGAAAGAGGCUUACGGAAGUUAAACAAGUAUAGGAAAAAAGCUUUAAAAAGGAAGAAUGGCGUUUCGUUACUUUAUCUACUUAUUUUUAAUUAGGUUUCGAAAGGCUUAAUUAGCACUCAAGCAGAAGAGAUCUAUAUAUAUACCUAUAACCUCUUCCAAGGAAAGAUAACGGUAUGCUUGAGAUUAAGUGAAAACAGAGCAAGGCAUGAAAAACGAAAGUGAUUAGUAAAAUGGAGAUAGAGAAGGUAGAAGACUCAGCAGCAUUGGGUGACUCCGGAGGAGACUUCGACUGCAACAUAUGUUUGGAUCAAGUACGUGACCCGGUCGUGACAUUAUGUGGCCACUUGUUUUGUUGGCCCUGCAUAUACAAGUGGACUUAUUCCACCAACAAUACAAGAAGACGCGUCGAUCAGUACGAUAAAAAGGAGUCCCCAAAAUGUCCGGUCUGCAAAUCUGAUGUCUCGGACGCUACGCUUGUCCCUAUCUACGGCCGGGGGCAGAAAAUACCCCAGUCCGGUUCAAACGUACCGAACAGACCACCCGGUCCGCUUUAUGACUCAAGAGGAGUUGGUCAACGUUUAGGAGAAGGUGAGAGUCAACGGUACAUGUAUAGAAUGCCUGAUCCAGUUAUGGGUGUGGUAUGCGAAAUGGUAUAUCGGAGACUAUUUGGAGAGUCUUCUACGAACAUGACACCGUACCGUAGCGACCAUGACAUAAGUCUACGGUCAAUGCGGCGGACAAUGCAGGUGGAUGAGUCGCUAAGCAGAGUCUACUUGUUCCUGCUUUGCUUCAUGGUUAUGUGUCUACUUCUCUUCUAGUUAUAAUGUCAUUUCGCCUAAUAAUGAGUGUGCAUAUUACUUAUACACAUGGAUCUAACUAAGAGUGUAUAUAUGUGGUAUGUGUAUGUGUGUAAGAGUGUUGAAUCCUGAAACCGCAUGAUGAGAAACAUAAUAAAGUCAAAAUCAAGAAACGGCACCAGUUGGCUUUUA
This is a messenger RNA of Brassica oleracea var. oleracea, 1061 nucleotides long. Its product is annotated as E3 ubiquitin-protein ligase RMA2-like. The record is from RefSeq and is a predicted model, not a curated record. NCBI's taxonomy places the organism in Eukaryota, Viridiplantae, Streptophyta, Magnoliopsida, Brassicales, Brassicaceae. Gene Ontology annotation, molecular function: ubiquitin-like protein conjugating enzyme binding; ubiquitin protein ligase activity. The coding region runs from base 303 to 890 and encodes 195 amino acids. Gene Ontology annotation, cellular component: endoplasmic reticulum. Gene Ontology annotation, biological process: ubiquitin-dependent protein catabolic process. The transcript has 4 exons.